AUGUCGUUCCUCGGCGGGCCUGAGUGCUCGACCUCGGGCAACCCGCUCAGCCAGUUCACAAAACAUACACAAGAGGACAACAGUCUACAACGGGACCGCAUUCAUAAUGGCGGCCCUCAGGCUGGCGUGGGCGGCUUCCGCAGCGCCGGCCAACACGGUCCGCAAGAUGAGAUGAUGAACGGCUUCAUGCAGCAGAACGGCCGGUUACCCGAUAUGCCGCUCGAAGGCAUGAGCCAGGUACGAAUGGACCACCCAGCGCACGGCGUCCACCUCCGAGCGAACUCGACCUCCCCGUCGUGGGCCAUCGAAUUCCAGCAGAACCCCCAAGCAGCCAUGGAGUCGGCGUUCAAGGUUCCCCAGGGGACCGAGUUCAGCCCCGACGACUACGCAAAGUUCCAACAAAUGCAAAACCAGGCGACCUCGUCACGGUCAAGUCCCAUGCCGUCAGGUAUGCAAUACCAGCGUCCGAUGAUGGGGAUGGGAAUGGGCAUGGGGAUGGGCAAUAUGGGCAUGAAUUACGGUAUGGGUGGCAUGUACAACAACCCGAUGUAUCAGCCUGCGCAACAACCUAUGGAAAGAGCAGACCAAGGAAAGGGGAAGGGAAAACUAGUUGAACUUGACGACCAACAAUGGGAAGAGCAGUUCAAGCAACUGGAGUUGCAAGAUAAAGAAUUGCAGGAAGGUGACGAGGCCGCAGCGAUGGAACCGGAGCUCAACAAGCUAGACGAGCAAAUCCUAGAGUCGGAAACAAACGAGUUUGGAGACUUCGAGUCAAUAUGGAGAGGCAUCCAGGCCGAGCGUGCCGCCGCUACGGAGACCGUCGACGAAGAGGAGUGGGUCGAUCAGCUUGGGGGCCCCGAAUGGAGUGAACACUUUGGAGAUUGGAACGGUCUCGGUGCCAAUAGCAGACUUAUUGGUGACCCCCAAGUGGAUGACUAUCUCUUUGAGGAGGACAACCUCUUUGAGGACACCGCAAAUCCCUUCGAGGAGGGUAUGCGGAUUCUAGAGGAGGGAGGCAACCUCUCACUGGCCGCGUUAGCCUUCGAGGCCGCGGCGCAAAAGAACUCUUCACAUGUCGAAGCCUGGGUGCAGCUUGGCAUAGCUCAGGCUCAAAACGAGAAAGAGACGGCGGCGAUUCGGGCGCUCGAACAAGCCAAGAACCUCGAUCCUAAUAACGCCACUGCACUUAUGACUCUGGCUGUCUCUUAUACGAACGAAGGCUAUGACAGUACAGCAUACCGGACUUUGGAGCGGUGGCUAUCGAUCAGGUAUCCUUCCAUCAUAUCACCCGCCGACCUUUCCCCAGCAGCAGAUCUGGGCUUCACCGACCGACAGCAGCUACACGACAAGGUUACCCAACUGUUCAUCAACGCUGCGCGUUUGAGCCCGGACGGCGAACACAUGGAUCCUGAUGUGCAAGUGGGCCUAGGCGUUCUCUUUUAUGGUGCUGAAGAAUACGACAAGGCGGUAGACUGCUUCUCGUCUGCUCUAGCAUCCUCAGAGUUGGGUCUUUCCAACGAACAGAACCAAAUCCACCUGCUGUGGAAUCGACUUGGUGCGACGCUUGCAAACAGCGGCAAGAGCGAGGAUGCUAUCGCGGCGUAUGAAAAAGCCCUUACGCUCCGCCCGAAUUUCGUACGGGCGCGAUACAACCUCGGAGUGAGCUGCAUUAACAUGGGAUGCCACAGCGAAGCCGCGGGUCACUUGCUGGCAGCGCUUAACAUGCACAAGACGGCCGAGAAGGAGGGCCGCGAGCAGGCCCGGGAGCUCCUAGGGGGCGAGGCCAGCGACGCGCAGAUCGACGCCAUGACAACACAGAACCGCAGCACGAACCUCUACGACACGCUGCGGCGCGUCUUCACGCAGAUGGGCCGUCGCGACCUCAGCGAGCAGGUGGUCAGCGGUGUCGACCCCGACAUUUUCCGGGGCGAAAUCGACUUCUAG
This is a messenger RNA of Anthostomella pinea, 1944 nucleotides long. The record is from the annotation of a GenBank genome assembly. NCBI's taxonomy places the organism in Eukaryota, Fungi, Ascomycota, Sordariomycetes, Xylariales, Xylariaceae.